AAUUAGAGGCUUUCUUAAUAUGCAUGAAACAAGCUGGAACACAACAUUAUUUGGCUUCAAGUGUUAUUUCCGCAGAUGUUAAAACUAUUGCUGAAUCUAAUUUGAAGAUACACAACUGGGGACCAUAGCAGACUGAGAUUCCACACUCCCCUGGGGGAACUAAUUGACCGUAUAACUGCUGAUAGUUUAUGUACAAACUGAUUUGUCACCACUGAAACAAACGAAAUAUGAUGAACGCGCUGGGUCUUGCUCUUCUUUGUUUACUCUUCUGGCCCGAGCCUGCAGACGCUCAGUUUCCCCGUGUGUGCUGCACAGUCAAGGGGAUCCUGUCCAAGCAGUGCUGCCCCGUUUUGGGAUCAGAUCCUGCCAAUGUGUGUGGCUCUCUGUCGGGGAGAGGAAGUUGCUCGGCUGUUCAAGUCGACAACAAACCCUGGGGAGGACCGUACAGACUGAGAAAUGUUGAUGAUAGAGAGAGGUGGCCGACGAAAUUCUUCAAUCAGACUUGCAGAUGUACUGGUAACUUUGCAGGUUAUGACUGUGGUCAGUGUAAAUUUGGCUGGACCGGACUAAACUGCGACCAGAGGAAAGUCCCCGUUGUACGGAAGAACAUCCACUCCCUGACCCCUGAAGAGCUCCAGGAGUUCCUCAAUGUGCUGGAACUGGCGAAGACCACCGACCACCCAGACUAUGUCAUUGCCACUCAGCACUGGCUGGGACUCCUUGGACCAAAUGGAAAUGAGCCCCAGAUCGCCAACAUCUCCAUCUACGACUUCUUUGUUUGGCAACAUUACUACUCUGUCCGAGACACUCUUCUUGGUCCUGGCCGUCCAUUCAAAGCCAUUGAUUUCUCACACAAAGGACCAGCAUUUAUCACCUGGCACAGGUAUCACAUCCUCAGCUUGGAAAGAGAGCUACAGAGACUGACCGGCAAUGAGAAUUUUGCGAUCCCUUACUGGAACUUUGCUACAGGGCAAAGUGAGUGUGAUGUGUGCACCGACUCUCUGCUGGGGGGGCGAAACCCAGAUAACCCGUCCCUCAUCAGUAACCAGUCCAGAUUCUCCAGAUGGGGGGUGGUAUGUAACAGUUUGGAUGACUACAAUCGCCUGGUGACUCUUUGCAAUGGCACCAGUGAGGGAUCCAUUCAGAGGGGGAUAAUGGAGAGAGGUAACAUGUCUCUGCCCACCAUGAACGACGUCAGAAGCUGUCUUGGAAUCAGAGACUUUGACAGCCCUCCGUACUUCACUAACUCCUCCUUUAGUUUUAGAAAUGCUCUUGAAGGGUACGAAAAACCAAAUGGGGAACUGGAUGAAUCAGUCAAUAACCUUCAUAACCUCGUCCACUCCUUGCUCAACGGAACCAGCGCUUUGUCUCACUCUGCGGCCAACGACCCCAUCUUUCUGGUGCUCCAUGCUUUCACUGAUGCCAUUUUUGACAAGUGGAUGAGAAAAUUUGGCCCAUCCAACGCCACCUUCCCAGAUGAGAUGGCCCCGAUCGGUCACAACAGGGAUUACAACAUGGUUCCCUUCUUCCCUCCGAUCACUAACGAGGAGAUCUAUGUUCCAUCUGAGCAGCUGGGAUAUUCCUAUGCUGUUGCCCUGGAUGAUGCAGAUGGAGGGCCGGCUGUGUUUGUGCUGGGCUCCACUCUGGGAGGAGUCUUCAUUGGUCUCCUGGUGCUUCUCCUAAUCUUUGUGCUCUACCUGCGUCAGCGGAGAAACAGAGGCUUUGAACCUCUGAUAAAAGCAGACUUUACAAAUAGGAAGUACACAGAGGAAGCCUAGAUUUCAUCUGUUAUUCUGAAACACACUUACACAUAUCUAAUGGAGACAGAGCAGCCAAUCACCAAUGUUUUGUAACCUCUACUUUCAGGAAAGAGGAAAAUAUGAGUCCUUUAAACAAAUUACAUUUUUACUUUUUAGAUAUGAAAUUAACAUAUAAGAACAAUCAUGUAAUAUCCACUGAAAAAAAUUGUAGAAAAUUUAUGUACAUCCUUUAACUGGGUUGGUAACAUUCUUUUAGUGAGCUUACAAAAGCAAAACCCCCUUUCUAUAGCUGUCUUUUAUUAUUAUGUACCCUCUCAGUUUCUUUUACGAUCACCACAAAUACCAAUCAAAUGGGAAUGUUUUUUUUUUAAUAAAUAUUUAUUCUCAAGAACAGUAACAAAACACAAAUAAGGCAUAUUUGCUCAACUAGUUCUUCACCCCUCUUAGUUUGAAAUUAUAUUCAAACUCCAAAUAAACUUCACCUCAUUAGGAUUUGACGUCAUAUAGCAAUGCAUUGAUUGUAAAAAAUGUUGACUGCUAAUUGUAUUUUUCAGAUUAUUCGUCAGACCAGACAUCCAUUUUCAAUAUUUUUUUGCAAAAAUAUUACCAUUAAAAGUUCAAUGAUACAAAACAUAAAAAGGGCAUCCUGUAACAUCAAUAUUCAUAAUAAAGAAUGCAUUUAUGACAUUUUCUUUAUUUUUUUUUUUGUUCCUGCAAUGUGGCUGCAAACACUGAUGUAAAUGCAAUAAUGAAAAGCUUAACAAAUAUUCAUUGAUAUACUGCUGAGGGCAUAACACUGGCUAAUUCCUUGGAUAUGUAUGCUUAG
Messenger RNA from Micropterus salmoides (largemouth bass), 2586 nucleotides. It is a transcript of the gene dct, whose product is annotated as dopachrome tautomerase. Bases 228 to 1778 code for a protein of 516 amino acids. The record is from RefSeq and is a predicted model, not a curated record. Gene Ontology annotation, molecular function: oxidoreductase activity; dopachrome isomerase activity. Lineage: Eukaryota; Metazoa; Chordata; Actinopteri; Centrarchiformes; Centrarchidae. The transcript has 8 exons. Gene Ontology annotation, cellular component: melanosome. Gene Ontology annotation, biological process: developmental pigmentation; melanin biosynthetic process from tyrosine; ventricular zone neuroblast division.